Molecule: messenger RNA, 4104 nt
Organism: Camelus dromedarius (Arabian camel)
Lineage: Eukaryota; Metazoa; Chordata; Mammalia; Artiodactyla; Camelidae
Gene: UBA6
Product: ubiquitin like modifier activating enzyme 6
Exons: 33
Coding region: 52-3210 (1052 amino acids)
Biological process (GO): ubiquitin-dependent protein catabolic process; protein ubiquitination; DNA damage response
Cellular component (GO): nucleus; cytoplasm
Molecular function (GO): FAT10 activating enzyme activity; ubiquitin activating enzyme activity
Source: RefSeq, a predicted model, not a curated record
GCCCCCUUCCCUACCUCCCGGUAGCCAGCGGCGGCUGCGUCUCAGGAGACGAUGGAGGGACCCCAGGCAGUGGCCGCACCUCAGGGACAAGAGGCGUCCUGCUCCUCUUGGGGAGCCGGCAGUGGGAAUACAAAUUUGCCCAUCAUGCCAACAGAAUCUGUGGAGAUUGAUGAUGCAUUAUACAGUCGACAGAGGUACGUUCUUGGAGAUACAGCAAUGCAGAAGAUGGCCAAGUCCCACGUUUUCUUAAGUGGUAUGGGUGGUCUUGGUUUGGAAAUUGCAAAGAAUCUUGUUCUUGCAGGGAUUAAGGCACUUACUAUUCAUGAUACAGAAAAAUGCCAAGCAUGGGACCUAGGAACCAACUUCUUUCUCUGUGAAGACGAUAUUGUUAAUAUGAGAAACAGGGCCGAAGCUGUACUUCAACAUGUUGCAGAAUUAAAUCCAUACGUUCAUGUCACAUCAUCUUCUAUUCCUUUAAAUGAAACCACAGAUCUAUCCUUCUUAGGUAAAUACCAGUGUGUAGUUUUGACUGAGAUCAAACUUCCAUUGCAGAAGAAGAUUAAUGACUUUUGCCGUUCUCGGUGCCCUCCAAUUAAGUUCAUCAGUGCAGAUAUACGUGGAAUUUGGUCACGGUUGUUUUGUGAUUUCGGUGAUGAAUUUGAAGUUUUAGAUACAACAGGAGAAGAACCGAAAGAAAUUUUUAUUUCAGAUAUAACGCAAGCUAAUCCUGGCGUUGUUACUUGCCUUGAAAAUCAUCCGCACAAACUUGAAACAGGACAGUUCCUAACAUUUCGAGAAAUUAAUGGAAUGACAGGCUUAAAUGGAUCUACACGACAAAUAACUGUGUUAUCACCAUUUUCUUUUAGCAUUGGUGAUACUACAAAACUGGAACCUUAUUUACACGGAGGCAUAGCUGUUCAAGUUAAGACUCCUAAAACAUUUUGCUUUGAACCAUUAGAGAGGCAGAUAAAACAUCCAAAGUACCUUAUUGUGGAUUUCAGCAAACCUGAGGCAUCUUUAGAGAUUCACUCAGCCAUGCUUGCCUUGGACCAGUUUCAGGAGAACUAUAAUCGCAAGCCAAAUAUUGGAUGCCAACAAGAUUCAGAAGAGUUGUUGAAACUAGCAACAUCUAUAAGUGAAACCUUGGAAGAGAAGCCGGAAGUAAAUACUGACAUUGUGCGUUGGCUCUCUUGGACUGCCCGAGGCUUUUUACCCCCACUUGCUGCAGCAGUAGGAGGUGUUGCCAGCCAAGAAGUAUUGAAAGCUGUGACAGGAAAGUUUUCUCCUUUGUGCCAAUGGUUAUAUAUUGAAGCAGCAGAUAUUGUCGAAUCCCUAGGCAAACCUGAGCGUGAAGAAUUUCUCCCACGAGGAGAUAGAUACGAUGCAUUACGAGCCUGCAUUGGAGACACUUUGUGUCGGAAGCUACAGAAUUUGAAUAUCUUUUUAGUAGGAUGUGGAGCCAUAGGCUGUGAAAUGUUAAAAAAUUUUGCAUUGCUUGGUGUUGGCACAGGCAAAGAGAAGGGAAUGGUUACAGUAACAGAUCCUGACUUGAUAGAAAAAUCCAACUUGAAUAGACAGUUCCUGUUUCGUCCUCAUCACAUACAGAAACCUAAAAGCUAUACUGCUGCUGAUACAACCCUGAAAAUAAAUCCUCAGUUAAAAAUAGAUGCACACUUGAACAAAGUAUGUCCAGCCACUGAGGCGAUUUACAAUGAUGAGUUCUAUACUAAGCAAGAUAUAAUUAUUACAGCAUUAGAUAAUGUGGAAGCCAGGAGAUAUGUAGACAGCCGUUGCUUAGCAAAUCUACGGCCCCUCUUAGAUUCUGGAACAAUGGGCACUAAGGGACACACUGAAGUUAUUGUACCUCAUUUAACUGAAUCCUAUAAUAGUCAUCGGGAUCCCUCAGAAGAGGAAAUACCAUUUUGUACCCUAAAAUCCUUUCCUGCUGCUAUCGAACACACUAUACAGUGGGCAAGAGAUAAGUUUGAAAGUUCCUUUUCCUACAAGCCUUCAUUAUUUAACAAAUUUUGGCAAACCUAUCAAUCUGCAGAAGAAGUCUUACAGAAGAUACAAUCUGGACACAGUUUAGAAGGCUGUUUUCAAGUUAUUAAGUUACUCAGCAGAAGACCUCGAAAUUGGUCCCAGUGUGUAGAAUUAGCAAGAUUAAAGUUUGAAAAAUAUUUUAACCACAAGGCUCUUCAGCUUCUUCAUUGUUUCCCUCUGGACACACGACUGAAAGAUGGCAGUUUGUUUUGGCAAUCACCAAAGAGGCCCCCGUCUCCAUUAAAAUUUGAUCUAAAUGAAUCUUUGCACUUCAGUUUCCUUCUGAAUGCUGCAAAAUUAUAUGCUACAGCCUAUUGCAUUCCAUUUACAGAAGAGGACUUAUCAGCAGAUGCCUUGUUGAAUAUUCUUUCUGAAGUAAAAAUUCAGGAAUUCAAACCUUCCAACAAGGUUGUUCAAACAGAUGAAACUGCAAGGAAACCAGACCAUGUUCCUAUUAGCAGUGAAGAUGAGAGGAAUGCUGUUUUCCAACUAGAAAAGGCUAUUUCAUCUAAUGAAGCUACCGCAAAUGACCUUCAGAUGGCAGUGCUUUCAUUUGAAAAAGAUGAUGAUCGUAAUGGACACAUAGAUUUCAUCACAGCUGCAUCAAAUCUUCGUGCCAAAAUGUAUAGCAUUGAACCAGCUGACCGUUUCAAAACAAAGCGCAUAGCAGGUAGAAUUAUACCUGCUAUAGCAACAUCCACUGCUGCAGUUUCUGGCUUGGUUGCACUGGAAAUGAUCAAAGUAGCUGGUGACUACCCUUUUGAAGCUUACAAAAAUUGUUUCCUUAACUUAGCCAUUCCAAUUAUAGUGUUUACAGAGACAUCUGAAGUAAGAAAAACUGAAAUCAGAAAUGGAAUAUCAUUUACAAUUUGGGACAGAUGGACUAUACAUGGCAAAGAAGAUUUCACCCUCUUGGAUUUCAUAAACGCAGUCAAAGAGAAGUACGGAAUUGAGCCAACGAUGGUGGUACAGGGAGUCAAAAUGCUCUAUGUUCCUGUAAUGCCUGGCCAUGCAAAAAGAUUGAAGUUAACAAUGCAUAAACUUGUGAAACCUUCUACUGAAAAGAAAUACGUGGAUCUUACUGUGUCAUUUGCUCCAGAUACUGAUGGAGAUGAAGAUUUACCUGGACCUCCAGUAAGAUACUACUUUAGUCAUGACACUGACUGACAGAACUUGUCUUAAAUUUACUCUAGGACUACUUGAUUUUGGAAAGGAAUGCAUUCAAUUCAGGAGCUAAAAAGAUCAGCUCGUAAUGCUAUGGAUUUCUGUUUGAUGAAGCCUUAAUUUACAUCAGUGGAAAACUACACUGAAGAUUUAUAAAGCAUUUUGAAGCAUAGUAUAUACUUGUGUAGUGCUUCAUGUGUGGAUGUGAUGCGAUCACAAGCAACUUUGAACUGGAAUGCCAUUUUUUAAUGCUUACAAAAAAUUUGUGUAUUAACCUCUCUGGAUGAAAAGAAGGAAAAAUGCAUAUCCAAGGCCAGAAGAGAUAAAAAAAUCAAGAAGUUGAAAGUGACAAGUGCAGCUAUCCAAAAAGUUUAAUCCUAUUUUACGAAUUUCUUUUUGUUUAGUAUUUGAGGCCCAUUUUUCUAUACAAAUAGCAUUUGGCUUUAUGCACCUCUCAUGACUAGAUUUUGGAUUUAACACCAGUAGGAAGAGGAAGGAUGAUAACAGUGGUUGAAGAAAAGACAUUUAAAAUUGUACAGUUUACUGUCCUAUUACCUCUGCUAGUUUAACCAGAGUUUGUUUUAUCACUGUCCCCUCAAAAGCAGGAUCUUUGUUAAUAGCAUCAGUGUUGUGAGUUAUGAGCGUGUCCAGUGAUAGGUGUUAAACUGGAUAAAUGUUAACAAUAUUAUAUGGACUCUGAUGUCCUUCUUAUAGAAUCCGUGAAUGUGAACAGAUAAAUAUGGCUAGUUAUUUGAUUCUUCAGUAUGCCUUCUAAUGUGGCUAUUUUAUUUAUUUGAAACUCUAAACCUGAUUGUCAGAGUAUAUAAGACUAAAAGUUUUUGUAGAGAGAGUGUCCUUAGAAAUAGAUGAAAAGUAGAAAUUAAAAAAUUAUCACUA